AUGUCGUUGAUAUCUGCUAUUGGCGAUGAAAGUGAUUUGCAAAAGGCUAUGAGUGCCGAUGCUGCUACUGUGAGUUUUGGUUCGAAGGUCCAAACAAAAUCGACUGUCGUGAAGACAGUCACGUCGGAGAAAGUGUACAGUGCUACUAACGCACGUUUAAGUAAAGAGGCUCUUUACAGAGCUAAACUGAAGUACGGUAUUUAUGAAUCUCCUUUGCACAGCGCCAAUGUUGUCCAAGGUACCGGUACAAAGGAUAAGAAGCAUGCUGUGUACGCUGCGGCACAGACUGCGAAAGAGAAUGAAGAGAAGUUGAAGAUUGCCACCUAUAAAAGAAUAAUCGACCCCAACGCUGAGAUUGCAGCAAGAAUCUACAGAGCUUCUUCGAGUGCUGCUGCGGCUGCGUUGCACCAAAAGAGUCCUACGUUUCAGACUGGUGUUCCCAAUCUUGCUGGUUCCCAGAACGCAGCCUCUAAGGCAUAUUCCUUAAGAAGUAAUUCUUCUAAUGCAGCCUCGGCUGCUAAAUCUUCUGUUGACAGCAGAAAGAGAUCUGGCUCAAACACUUAUUCGAUAAGUUCAGCAGUCAGCGUUUUGUCACAUGACAGUGCAGCACCUCAACCUCCUCAAGAAACUUACUCUAGCAAGGCUUUUCCUUCGAUGGACUUGUCCAAAGUUUUGAAAGGUGCAGAGAAGAAAGCUGAGCAAAGAAUUAAGGACAGGAUUUCACCUGAGCGCAGAAACUUUACCAAAGGUCUGCUAACUAAGGUUGAAGACGGUGUGAAUGGUGGCUCGAGGACUACUACCCUCCAAUCAAACUUAUUGCCAAUGACCUUAAGUGCUGCUUCGGCUUCCGAAGCUUUGAAGGAGCAAGAAUUGUUGAAACAGAGUGAACAAAAGAGACUGGCUACAGUCGCUGCUAUCGCUGUUAAGGAUUUGGAUGCUCAGACUUUGAUCGAAACAGAUCCAGGCACGCUAGAAAAAGAAGCGUUAAGAAAAGAAUACUUAGCUCAAUUGACCUCGCAACAGGUUUUGAAUAUGGCACAGGCCAAUGCUAGCACUAGAUUGAACAGUAUUGAUCAAGAUCUACAGAGAAUGUAUCCAGCAAGGUUAUUUGAUAACGAAGCUUUGAAUCAAAAGGCACUGGACAUUGUAAGAGAGAAAUACAGCAAAUUGCCUCCACCAGAAACUAGAGUUAAUCUGGGAGGUGGUUUGUUACUAUCUAAUGAAGAAAUUUCAGAUAUUGCUAAUAACAUGAUUUCACCGGUCUUGGGCGAAAUCAAUGACAGAGCCGAUGCUCAACGUCAAGCUGAUGAGAUAAUUGAAAGUAGACUUGCUGAGUUCAAAGCUGCCUAUGUCCAACUAGAAGCUUUACACAGAGGUAAAAUGAUCAGCAAUGAUAAAAUCAGAACAUUCACCAGACUUAGAAUGGAGAAUGAGAAGAAGUUAGCAGAGACUACUCAGAAACAAAAAUAUGAUAACUUGGUAGCACAGAUGGAUAAAAACGUUUCUGAGAAGACCAAUGAAAUUGCUAACAACAAAGCAGAUUUAUACGCUUUGAGAUCUAGUAAUCAUAUGGCUAUUAAUACUUAUCAAGAAAAUGCAAAGAAUGAAUUACUCAACUGGAAUGAAAACAGAAAAGUUGACUUGGAAAAUGCUAAAAAAGAACAACAAAUUCUGUUAAAACCUUAUCAAGACGAAAUUACAAAAGCAGAAAAGGAACAUAACGCACUAUUGAAUGAAAAAAACAUUAUCAAUGAAAGUAUUCAAAAGUUACAUGAAUCAAUUGAAUCUCACAAAUCAAAGAUUAUCGAUCUUGAUGCUGAUUUGAAAGAAAAAGAAGAGAGGCAAAUUGAAGAAGACAAAAGAAUUCUGGAGUUAUCGACUGAUAAACAAAAUUUAUUACAACAUAUUGAUGAGACUUUAAUUGUCACUGCUAAUAAAGUUAAAGAAGAAACUAAACUUUCUACUGAACAAACAACUUUAAGACAAUUAGAAAUAGAUGCCAUUGUUAAUGAACGUAAGAGUGAAUUGAAUAAGGUCGAAUUAGAAUUGAAAAGAGAGAAAUUAAAGUUGAUGGAAGCCUUAGGAAAAAAUGCUGAACUGAGAGGUGAACCAAAAAUCGAUGAAGAAAAGCUCAAGAAUUUGAUUGGUAUCACUGAAUCAACGGAACAACUCGUCAAUAAACAUGUUGAGAUUUCACUUCAGAAUGAACAUGCGGAGGCCACUGGGAAGUCUGCAGCCUCAGUUCCAAAGAUUGAAGUCACAAAGGAUUCGAAGAGAGACAAUAACGAUUUUGGUACAACUCAAUCAGAAAUAGCGAGUGUAGCAACCCCAUCAGCCUCGGCUAAGUCCGUCACUGCUGUUAGCGGCGUUAUAUCAGACGUUCCUAGAGUUGAAGAAAUUCUUAAGAGUAAUAGCUCCAAUAAGCCAGCUGUUUCAUCCCCGCUUGCUUCUAAUCUGCCCUCAAAUCAUGAUACCGUUGAAGAUAAACACGCUGAUAAUGCAAGUUCUACUUUUAGUGGGUUUUCCCAAGGGACGAUACCUGAGGAUCAUGACGAUCAUGAAUUGGAAUCUGGGUUAUCUGAGGAUAAACCACAAGACAGUAGCUAUCUAACGGAGGUGUUUUAA
Molecule: messenger RNA, 2625 nt
Organism: Tetrapisispora phaffii CBS 4417
Lineage: Eukaryota; Fungi; Ascomycota; Saccharomycetes; Saccharomycetales; Saccharomycetaceae
Exons: 1
Coding region: 1-2625 (874 amino acids)
Biological process (GO): eisosome assembly
Source: RefSeq, a predicted model, not a curated record